This is a messenger RNA of Aspergillus ochraceoroseus IBT 24754, 2906 nucleotides long. RefSeq lists its product as uncharacterized. Gene Ontology annotation, biological process: regulation of DNA-templated transcription. The transcript is spliced from 5 exons. NCBI's taxonomy places the organism in Eukaryota, Fungi, Ascomycota, Eurotiomycetes, Eurotiales, Aspergillaceae. The record is from RefSeq and is a predicted model, not a curated record. The coding region runs from base 196 to 2619 and encodes 807 amino acids. Gene Ontology annotation, molecular function: zinc ion binding; DNA-binding transcription factor activity, RNA polymerase II-specific.
GAGGCUUUCUCCGCCUCCUCGAACUUCGCGCUCAACAUACCUUGCCGCCUGUGUAAGGACACUGCUUUGUCGCGUUCCUGCACGGCUCAACACCCUUGACACCACACCAAGCUGCUUAGGACCCAGGCCUGUUUCACAAGGGCCUUGACGACAACCCCCUCCCCCCCCUCUCACCCCCUCUUCGAAUUCCCCUGUAUGGACUGCGGGAGUUCAGGUACGGCUGCGGGGAUCGACCCCAAAAUUCUCGAUAGCUGGCAAACGGACGCAGCUUUCUCGAUACCAUGGGAGCAUUCGGGAUACGAACAACCGUUGGAUUGGGACACGAGUCAGGAUUCGAACGAGGGUGAUACGGAUUUUGUGGAUUUGAAUAGACAGUCUUCCCUGGUAGGACAGACUAGCGGUUAUCAUAGCGAUGAUAGCAGCAAACCAGGAACCACGACUACGUCGCCAGAGAAGUUCGGUCUAGCCGAUGGCAUGGCUGAAGGCACCGUCAGCAGCACCGUCAGCCCAAGGACGCUGCCGUCUGCUGAUGAUAACUUCCAUCUGGAUGACUCCUGGCCGCACUUCCAACUGUUCAACAAUAUGACGGCAGGCAUCUCGAUGGAAGCGCCCGCUCUUUUCCCGUACGCUAAGGGGGCCCCUAACUCUACGAAUACGUUUAUCGUAGAAGAUCCGAGUGGGCUCCCCCAGGGGCAGGCGUUUACCGACAUUACCCCGGAGCAGUUUCUCUCCUUCCAGAAUAUCCCAGAGGUGUUCCCAUUUACCACAACCGAAACUUGGGCUGAGCCAAUAUCGACCUCAACCGAAAAUGCCCCUAACGAAAUCCCCGCGUCGCUUGCUAUGGAGGCGCCACAGGUCAACAAGGCUGCAAAUCAGUUACGCGCCGUCCAAAAUUCUAUGCAGUCCCUCGAAACCCGCUGGCUUGACGGUCUGGAAUCUCAACUUCCUUCUAAUAUGGCUUCGCCUUCCUCUCUAUCUACUGUUCCACGGGGCCCCGUGUUCUUCAAGGACGAACCAAAGGCCCAGAACGUGUUCCAGUACAAAUCCGAGAGCCCUUCCGGAGAUUUAUCUGGGGUUUACGAAUACCCUUACUCCACAACAAGCGAGGACGUUCCAGCUUUUGCAGAGCGACAAUUGGAGGAGGUAGAUGAGGAGAGCCUAUGGAAAGAGUCGCAAAGCGAUGAGUCGUCCUCAGAAAUCCAACAACAAUCUCAGCCUGCGGCUGGUUGCAUUGUCAAUGAAGACGCGCCAGAGUCGUUUUUCCCUUCCAUACCAUCUAGGCCCAAGGCGUCCGCUUUCGGACCGCAGCGAACAGCUGCUAGAACGCAGAGCCUCACAGUUCAAUCGGCAGCGACAAUCAAGAAGCGAAAGAAGCGCAACUCAAUUUUCGCUCUAGAGAGUGACCCAAAGCCGCUGCAAAUCGUACAGGAAGACGGCCAAGGAGGCUCAAUUGCCUCUGCAGACUUUGUUUCCCCCCCUCGAGGCGCUCGUCGCAAGGGACCCUUGACGAUGGCUGGAAGGGCCAACGCUGGACUACGAAGGAAGAACAAGGAUACCUGUGUUCAGUGCCGUUUGAAUAAGCGAAAGUGUGAUGGCAACGCUCCUUGCGAUGCUUGCCGUCCUACGCUUCAUGAGCAGCCAUGUGCGCGAGCUUGUUUCUCGAGCAUUGUUGAGUAUGGAACAUGCAACUACAUCUCUCAACGAGCCAUCAACCAUCCUACGCUGGAUCGAUCUGGACGAGUCCGGUUGGACAUUCCUUCCGAAUUUGACUUGAACGACUUGCUUUCCUUCCUCAGCGAGCGGCAAGGAAAAUUCAACAUCCGCGCCAGCCAAUCAUGGGGCUCGCUCUAUAUUCUUGACUUGGGAGAAACUUACAAGUUUCUACGAAGCCUAAGCGAGUACAAUGGCAAUUCACGGUCAAAUUUCUUGGAAUUCAUCGAUCGCCGCAUUAUUGAAUCGAAGGAUAAAUCAAAGAAUUGGUUAACAUGCGUCAAGGACUGCGAUCCGAUGAAAAACAUUUAUACCCUACUAUCGCAGUGGAAUAAUAUGCCAAGUCGCGCGAGCUACAGUUUUGUGCCUCUCGAUGCCGGCGCUCAGGAAAAGCCUAUGGACGUCCAUAACCCGGAUGAUCAGCGUGAGAUCCUGCUGGCAGCGCAGCUGUCCCGAAUUUUUUGCCGUAUGCUCGAGGUCGAGGGAUUCCGGAAACUCGAGCGGGAUUUUUACAACAUCAAGUGGAAGCAAAUAUCUCAGGAAACACAUAUGGGCUUCCUGAAGGAGCUAGGACACAUCCUUCUCACUCUGCGCUGGCGAGUCUCCUGGUGGAAUCGUCUCGGUGAUGGUGGUGCAGCGCCUGACCCAAGCAAGCAACAUUACGUCGACAGAGUGAACCUGCUCUGCAGGAUUCUCUACGUCUACUACACUUGCGUGCUAGCGAAGUUACCUUCUUGGUGUGCGUCGGAGGUACCGAAGGGAGUUUGGUCUACCUACGCUGAUGCCGAAAGUCCUGUCUGGGAUGACUUCCCGAUCGACCCAACCGAUGAAGGAUUCAAGAAGUGGAUCGAACGAGGAACUGAGCUCAUCGAACAAUCCGGUGCCCCUAUCCGAGUCGCGAAAAUCUAAGCCUUACACCUGGCAUGACACACCUAAACGAGGGGUUAAGGUUAAAAAUAAAAGUCUGGGCGGCGGAGUGGAAUAGCUGAUAUUUAAGAUACCCUUGCAGCGUCUUGUUAUGUUUCACUCCUCUUUUGCUCCGGCUACGAGUGAUGACUUACUACGUUUUUCUAUUGUAUAUUCCGUUAUAAUUUUUUGACUUUAAUUUGCGCUGGUUGCAGAUUUUUCAAGCAUAGAUAGCAGUCACUAUAUAUAGCUUGAAUUUUACUGAGUCUAAUUUAGCUACUCCUCUCUCU